This is a messenger RNA of Humulus lupulus (European hop), 2943 nucleotides long. Its product is annotated as pentatricopeptide repeat-containing protein At4g39952, mitochondrial. Gene Ontology annotation, biological process: RNA modification. Bases 71 to 2428 code for a protein of 785 amino acids. The transcript has 2 exons. Lineage: Eukaryota; Viridiplantae; Streptophyta; Magnoliopsida; Rosales; Cannabaceae. The record is from RefSeq and is a predicted model, not a curated record. Gene Ontology annotation, molecular function: protein binding; RNA binding.
GAGUGUUCAAGUUGGGACUGCACGUUGAAAAGGCCACGAAAUUCCAUUCCCAGUAAUCAAACAAACGUUUAUGCCAGCAAGUCCCAUGCUGGCUCUGAGCCCCGCCCGAGCCCGAGUCUUCAAACGCUUUCCCUCCUUUCUUUCAUACACCUCUUUCUCCGCUCCCAACUCCCUUAACGAUAUACUCUCCUUAUUCCUCUCCAGCCAAAAUUUCAAUCUCCAAUCUCUCCUUACAUCUCAUGCUCUCAUCAUCACUUCUGGUAACUCCCACAACGUCUUCACUGCAUCAAAGCUCAUCUCUCACUAUGCCUCCCUCAAAGGACCAACAUUUUCUUCUAAGGUUUUUGGUUCGGUUCAUCUCAAGGAUACUUUUCUUUGGAACUCGAUAAUCAAAGCCCACUUUUCUAAUGGCGAUUGCUCAGAUUCCCUUUACUUCUUUUUUCGAAUGCGAGCCUCUGGUUUUGUUCCCAACGAGUUCACUCUUCCAAUGGUUGUUGCUUCAUGUGCGGAUUUGUUUGUGCUAGACCAUGGCAAGAGCAUUCAUGGGCUGGCUACCAAAAUCGCGCUUUUUCAGGCGAACUCUGCAGUUGGGUCUUCUUUUGUGUAUAUGUAUGCCAAAUGCGGUGAGCCGGGGGAUGCGCAUUCUGUGUUUGAUGAAAUGUCCGUGAGAGAUGUGGUUGCUUGGACCGCACUUGUUAUUGGGUAUGUGCAUAAUGGUGACAGUGAGAAGGGCUUGGAAUGUCUUUGCGAGAUGCAUAGGAUCGGUGGUGAUGUGGAGAGACCGAAUUUCAGAACGUUGGAAGGUGGGCUUCAAGCCUGUGGGAAUUUGAAUGCAUUGGUUGAAGGUAGGUGCUUGCAUAGUUUAUUGCUGAAAACUGGAAUCGAGUGUUCUGAAGCAGUUAAGUCUUUGCUUUUGUCCAUGUAUUCCAAAUGUGGUACUCCCGUGGAAGCUUAUUUUUCAUUUUGUGAAGUAAUGAACAAAGACCUUCUGUCAUGGAUGUCAGUUAUCAGUAUUUACUCCAGAUUUGGGCUGAUGGAUGAAUGCUUAAGUUUAUUCUGGGAAAUGCAGAUUGCUGGGAUAAUCCCUGACGAAAUUGUUAUCAGUUGCAUCCUUCAUGGUUUUGGUAAUUCCUUAUGUAUCAGCUCGGGAAAGGUCUUUCAUGGAUUAAUGAUAAGGCAAAAUUAUUUAUUUGGUGACGUUGUUCAGAAUGCAAUGUUAUUUAUGUACUGCAAAUUUGGGCUGUUAAAUCUUGCAGAAAAGCUCUUUAGUGGGAGGGUGCAAUGGAACAAAGAGUCCUGUAGCUCUAUGAUUUCUGGCUAUUACAAGAUAGGAUAUAAUGCAAAGUGCAUAGAAUUAUUUAGAGAGAUGCAGUAUCUAGGCAUUGAAGCUGAUUCAGAAAGUUUGGUAUCUGUAAUUUCUUCAUGUUGCCAAUUGGGAGCAACAGUUCUUGGUAGAUCACUUCAUUGCUAUUUAAUAAAAAAUUCCAUAGACAAAACUGUCUCAAUUUCUAAUUCACUCAUAGACAUGUAUGGUAAGAGUAGUCAUUUGACAUUAGCAAGGAGAAUAUUUUGCCGGGCACAGAGAGAUAUUAUAACUUGGAACACAAUGAUCUCAUCCUAUAUUCACAAUUCACAUUUUGUGGAGGCAAUAGCUCUAUUUGAUCAGAUGCUUUCAGAAAACUUAAAUCCAAACCCAGCAACAUUGGUAAUGGUGCUUUCCGCUUGUUCUCAUCUUGCUUCUCUUGAUAAAGGAGAAAAGGUUCACCAUUACAUUAUGGAACGAGGACUUGAGAUCAACGUAUCUCUUGGAACUGCAUUGGUUGAUAUGUAUGCAAAAUGUGGGAAACUUGAGCAAUCUAGAGAGCUGUUUGACUCAAUGAGAGAGAAGGAUGUUAUUUCCUGGAACGUUAUGAUCUCAAGUUACGGAAUGCAUGGACAUGCCAAAUCUGCAAUAGACAUAUUCCAGGAUAUGGAACAUUCUCACGUACAACCAAGUCAACUGACCUUUCUUGCUCUUCUCUCAGCUUGUAAUCAUUCAGGACUUGUUGAAGAAGGGAAAUAUCUCUUUAAUAAAAUGCAAAAAAUUUACGCUCUGAAACCCAAUUUAAAGCACUAUGCUUGUAUGGUUGAUCUUUUUGGUCGGUCUGGCAAUUUGCAAGACGCUGAAGCUUUGGUUCUCUCCAUGCCCAUCUCUCCUGAUGGUGGAGUGUGGGGAUCUUUGUUAAGUGCCUGCAUAAAACAUCAUGAAUAUGACAUGGGAGUAAGAGUUGCCAGGCAUGCUAUUGAGUCUGACCCAGGUAAUGAUGGAUAUUAUAUAUUGCUUACGAACAUGUAUAGUUCUAGUGGAAGGUGGGAUGAAGCUGAAAAUGUAAGGAAAAUGAUGAAAGAAAGGGGUGUGGAUAAGGGAGCUGGGUGGAGUGUAAUAUGAAUUAAAGAGAUUCUUCUUCAAUUUUGUUACUGCAAACUCUUUCUCAACCAUAGUUAAAGGAGUCUUGGGAUCGACCUUCUAUUGACUGAUGAAAGGAUGAAACCAUUCAUCCCAGUAGGUGUUGGUACAUCAGGCGAAGUGGGGCUAGAGCUGCUUCUAACAUGAAAAGACAAUCGGAUGAUCACAUGGAUAGCUUUUCAAAUGAAGGAGAGACUGCAAAAUGAUUCUGAAACUGUGAUGGCACAAUUUCUUCUUGCAGGUUCUUGAACCUAUGGUUCCAUAAGAAUAUUGGGAUAAAUCUACUGACUAAUAACUAACCAUUAGUGAGAUCAAAUAAUCUGUUCUGCAAUUAUUUAUGAUAGGUUUUUUUUUCUCCUUCACAUUUCUGCAUUCUGUUGAUAAUUUUAAAAUAUGCGUAAGGAUUCUUGGUGGAUGAUACCUUAGCUAACUAAAGGGACUUAAUUUGUAAUACCAUAUUACAGGUCUAUUCAAAUGGAUUUUGCUGUUUUCCCAAA